AUGAGCCAAUCAGAGGGCAGAGAUGUCUUCAAGCUGAGCCGUGAUUGGCUGUCUGUACAGGAGGUGGUGGACGCCGUCAGCAGCCCGUCCUGCGGAGCCAUUUCACUUUUUAUAGGAACGACCCGGCAGGACCAACUGGAUGGCAGGAAGGUGAUUGGUCUGGAGUACGAGGCCUAUGAGCCCAUGGUCCAAUCAGAGCUGAGGACGCUGAGCGCCGACAUCAGACAGCGCUGGCCCGCCGUCACACAUGUCUGCAUCCACCACCGGCUGGGGUGGGUGGAGGUGGGCGGGGCCAGUGUGGUGGCGGCAGUGUCGUCCCCUCACCGUCAGGACGCCCAGCAGGCGGUGGAGCAUGCCGUCAGCCAGCUGAAGGCCCACGUCCCCAUCUGGAAAAAGGAAGUGUACGACACGCAGGAGGCGAGCUGGAAGCAGAACGUUGAGUGUCCGUGGGCAAAACGCCACAAACACGCUGACGACUCCUGAGCUGCACUUUAUUAAUAAACUUUAUUAUCACUG
Molecule: messenger RNA, 516 nt
Organism: Centropristis striata (black sea bass)
Lineage: Eukaryota; Metazoa; Chordata; Actinopteri; Perciformes; Serranidae
Product: molybdopterin synthase catalytic subunit
Exons: 4
Coding region: 1-483 (160 amino acids)
Biological process (GO): Mo-molybdopterin cofactor biosynthetic process
Cellular component (GO): cytosol
Molecular function (GO): molybdopterin synthase activity
Source: RefSeq, a predicted model, not a curated record